AUGUCCACCGAAACCCCCUCCCGCAAACCUUACACCGGCUCCUGCCACUGCGGCCACAUCCGCUACGUCGUCCACCUCACCCUCCCCCCCGCCAUCCUCACCUCCAAGGCGCCUGCCGACCAAACCGUCCGCAUCCGCAAAUGCAACUGCACCACCUGCCACAAGUUCGGCUACUUCCACGUGCGCCUCCCCUGCGCACCCGACGAUUUCUACCUCCUCUCCCCCGUCCCCGCCACCUCCACAGGCGACUCGGCCGAGCUGGCCGACAUGGGGCCCGAGGGGCUGAGCGUGUAUCGCUGCUUUUCGGGGGCGUCGGCUUGGUAUUUUUGCGGGAAGUGCGGGACGAGGUGCUUUACGUGCUUUGGGCCGAGCGAGGUCGUGGAGAUGGAUGUCCCAGAGGGGUUGAAGGGCGUGGAGGCCGGGACAGGGGUGAAAGUGUGGAAGUUGAGGAAGGACUCGAAGGAGGGGUGGAGGGAGGGGAGCGGGGGGAAUGGAUAUUUCACCCUCAAUGCUCAUACGCUGGAGGCUGGGCAGGACGGGUUGGAUUUGAGGGAGUGGCAUGAGAAGGGGUGGAUUCUUUACUUAGAUUGUUUGGACGGGGUGGAGGAGAAUCGGUUUGGAAGGCCGUUGAGGGGUGGGUUAUAUUGA
Molecule: messenger RNA, 648 nt
Organism: Eremomyces bilateralis CBS 781.70
Lineage: Eukaryota; Fungi; Ascomycota; Dothideomycetes; Eremomycetales; Eremomycetaceae
Exons: 1
Coding region: 1-648 (215 amino acids)
Molecular function (GO): carbon-sulfur lyase activity
Source: RefSeq, a predicted model, not a curated record